Messenger RNA from Amoebophrya sp. A25, 2431 nucleotides. The record is from the annotation of a GenBank genome assembly. NCBI's taxonomy places the organism in Eukaryota, Dinophyceae, Syndiniales, Amoebophryaceae.
AUGAAGCAGGCUAAAGACUGGCUUUCGAUCGUAAUGGUUUUUGGGUACCAUUGCCGUGGUUGCAUGGCGUCCAGUGGCGUACCUUUGCAGUGGAGUCGUACUUCGCUGGAUGGGGAUGAAGGGGGCGGCGUGGGAGCUGCGCUAGCGCUUGCGACUGAAGAAGCCUCGUUUGUCUCGGAGGUGCCGAAGGCGGAGGCGUCAGGCAACGAAGCCACGAAGGAGCAGCAAUUGUUUCUCUUGCUCUGGGGAGUGAAUGACAAAAAAACGCUGCUGGAACAACGAAGCAAGUCCCCACUCGACCUGGGCGAGUUUCUCGAGGCAAACGUGUUCAAGCCAAUCACGAAAUUCGCUAGAGCACGAGCUGAUCAGCAGAUCGAAAAACUGGACAAGGCGGAGAAGGAAGCGGGAGAGAAGGCGCGAAUAAUGCUUCCAGAUUCGAUUGGCGACCUGACGGCAGCCUGGAGUGCGGUUAUGAAAGAGAUUGCGCCUCCGAAUUUGCCUGCUGGUAUCGAUGUCGACAAGGAAGUCAAUACAAGAUGCGAAGAGUUUUGCAGGACGCGACUAGCGGAGGCAACCGGAAAUAAUGUGGCCCUUCGAGUGGCCCUUUUUGGCCUGCUGUACGUGAAGAGCGGCCCAUGGAAAGCGACGCUAAAAGAAACGUUAAAGCAGAAAAACGAGGAGGCUUCGUAUUCGACGCCAGCUCAGACCUUGGGGGCAUGUGCUACUGCUACAAGUAUACCAGAAGGAGAAAAACGGACUGUAGAAGGAGAGCAAGGAGCUACGAAGCAAGAAGCCCAACCUCCUUCGCCGAGGGUCGCGCCCUCGCAAGAACAAGCUCCAGAAGGUGCAGCUCUUGAAAGUUUUCUUGCGCAAGCUUACCGGUGGAUGAAGCGGCCUGUCGAGAUGGUUUGGGACAAACUAGCGAAGGAGGCCAGGAGCCAGAAUACAGGCGAGUCAGUGCCCGGGGCCGAGCAAUAUUUUGCGUCUGCUUACGAUCCGCGUAGCGUGUCACAGUCGGCGGGAUUGCUUGAGCAACCCGGGCAGGAUGGAGGAAGUAGGGUUCUUGUAAGUAGAAGGAACGCGAACAAGUGAGUGUGUAGCUUCACGACUGGCGGAGCCGUAGCAUUGCGUUGGUCAACACAAGAUGAACAAGACGAAGUUAGAGCUACGGAGUCGCUUUUGAAGAAAUCCACGAAGUCGCAAUGAUAAGUGGUCACUCGAAGACAAUGAACAUGAAGAACGGCUUUCGCUGGAGCCACUUCGCGUCCUUAUGCCACCGGCAUGAGUGCACGUAGUCUUAGACCGCAUCUGCUGGCGCUCGUGGAGCAACUGAGACAUACGACUGACUUUGUACCCUGAACAUCCUCAACAAGCCGAAAAAUUUCCAAGAACUUGUUGUAUGUUUGUAGACCGCUCCUGGAUAGUGAAGUAAGAAGUCUGAAGCACAGGCUGGCAAGAAGUCGUGGCUAGCUUGCUAGAAGAGAUGGAAAAAAGCGGCGAGGAUGUUUGUUCCCAAUGCUUUGAUAGAUAGUACUUGAGUAGGCCGAAGCUGCUUAGUACUUAGACAAUCACUCUUCCUCUUUCUCAGAAGUGGCAGCGGAUGUUCUCAUGAACACGAGUGAGGACUUCGCUCUUUGUUGGUAUUUAUUUCUUCUUCUAUGUCACGAGAUCUGGGUAGAUGAGGAGCAGUGGCGAAACGAGGAAAAAACGCAUGCCUGAAAUGCAAAAAGUGGAAGCUAGAAUUUGUUGAGAAGAUAACGACGCUGAUGCAGAGAUCAAAAAGGGGCUGACAUAAUGAGGAGACACGAAAACAGAUGCAACAAAGGACAGAAGAAAUAUAGGACAGUCUACUUGCAACUAAUUAGAGAUGUCACACCCCGCGAGUGGAGUUGGUACAUCAAUCAGUCAGUCAAUCAGUCAGCCAGUCUUAGUUUGGCACCGGCGCAACUGUUCCCUUGAUUGAUUUUCCUCACUGAUAUGUUUUAGAUUUUUUCGUGACUAUGGGUGAAGACCCAAAUGAAGUGAUUAUGUGAAGAAGAUCGUCCUGCGUUGCCUGCUGCUGCUGUCUAUCUGGUUGUUUGCAUCUACUCAAAAUAUCUUCUUCUGCGUGCAUCUACUUGCGAAGGAGUGUGCUGAUGAAGUAGAUCCAAAAAUACGAACUUCUGAUCCUGCUGCAAGUCCGUCCAACCGAUUCAUUAGCCUGCUGAUGAUAAAAAUAACCGCAGUCAUUUUUAUUCUUAUCUAUACCUUAAGUCUGUAUACUUCCACACACGACGCAUUUGCAUACUUGUUGUUGCUACGCGACAAAAGCAUGUGGCUCAUCUUCUCCGAAAAUCCUACUACCAAACAUGAUCAUGAACAGCAAAGAGAUGGAAAGCCUUCUAUCGUGUGUUUUCCUAAGCCUUUUCAUGUUAGGGUGCAGGAGUAGACG